Messenger RNA from Porites evermanni, 1491 nucleotides. Lineage: Eukaryota; Metazoa; Cnidaria; Anthozoa; Scleractinia; Poritidae. The record is from the annotation of a GenBank genome assembly.
AUGGCAUCGAUGGCAGUAGGAUUUCAAUCGGAAAGAAAGUUAGAGAACAAGAAUAAGUGGGAUUGGAACUGUGCAGGGGCGCUAUGUACGAGCAACUGGAGAACACAGACUCCUAGGCUGACGUACUAUUCUCUCAGAGGGAUUGAGAGCAAUGAAAACGUAAAAAAAGUGUAUGCAAAAGUGCUCAAAAACGGUAAUAUCGAUGGGAAGAAAGCAGUAAUUUGCUCAAAGCAUUGGUCCUCUGGAAAGCAAGAAAACUUGGAGGACCUUGUUUCUUUGCCAGAGUACGUGCAAAGACUUGAAAACUCAAAAUCUUCUGUAACAAAAAGGGACAAAAAGCUUGUUGCUGCAAAGCGUAUGUUGUAUCAGGGUAGACCUGGUCCAAAAGCAAAGAGACAAUUAUUAGUCAGAACUCAGAAAGAACAGGACUUACCUGAUGCUAGAAGCUCGAUCCAAAUACCACUUGCGAAGUAAAGCAAAAUAAUUUUGAAAGUGAACUUGAUGCACGGCUAGCAGAGAAGGGGAAGGAAAUUACGAAAUUCCAAUGUCAAACAUCUGAAUUGAUAGAGAAACAAAAAACACAAGGGAGCAAAAUCGGUCAAAUUCGUUCUGAAAUGAGGAGAGGGUAGUCCACAUGUACCAGUGUAAAGGAACAACCAAACCAACUUUUUGAUUUGACUGUGUGGGGAAUAGGAAUUAGAAGUCCACACUCUCACAACUUUCACGAGUAGAUUUUUUUUAAAGUAAAUUUUUAGUGACCUACUUUGCAAGUACCGAAAAGUUAUGAAUACAAAAUCAUCUUACAGAGUAUCCUGCUGUUACGGAAAACAUAUCAACUUGAACAAAACUGAUGGGCUAAAAUAUGACCGAUGUUGACAAAUAUAAUCAGGAUAGAUUUUACUGGAAACAAAUGCGGUACAACAACGAAAGGUAUUUAGAAACUUGACAGUUCAAUUAAAAUAAGAUCAAACAUGUAAGUCAGUUACAGACGUAUGCAUCACACACUUGUUAUAGCCUCAUGCCUAUUAUCCAGUUUCCAACACACUCCCCCCAUGUGCUUUUUGCAAGGAAGCACAUGUAAACAGAGGAAACUGAAUCAGUUCGUUAAGUGUUGAAACCUUGAGCAAGGGAAAUAAUAAAUGGCAACGUUCACUCAUGGCUUAAAUCACUCAGUGCCACAGUUUAACGUUGUAGUCUAACACUAUGCUUACUUCUCAAAGUUCUCCGUCUUUAAGAAAGUUGGCAGCUACCACAGCAUCUCGCCGUGGACGGAAAACUGGUGCUUUAGCAUUUAGAUCAGUUGGCGCUGCAGCUCCUUCUGCCACAUUAUGGCAGUUAACUCCAUGGGGUAAAGAUGCUAAAUUGAUCUCUCCAGGGACGUUUUUCCUGCACGUAACUUUACCGCUUGCACUGCUCCAUCUCGGCCCUCAAACAGCUCUUCCAGAAUCCCGAGAGACCACUUUCCACGAUUGUUCCCUUCUGAACAGAUAA